Molecule: messenger RNA, 2786 nt
Organism: Juglans regia (Persian walnut)
Lineage: Eukaryota; Viridiplantae; Streptophyta; Magnoliopsida; Fagales; Juglandaceae
Product: serine/arginine-rich splicing factor RS40-like
Exons: 5
Coding region: 1273-2313 (346 amino acids)
Biological process (GO): mRNA splicing, via spliceosome
Cellular component (GO): nuclear speck
Molecular function (GO): RNA binding
Source: RefSeq, a predicted model, not a curated record
GCCCAUCUACCAUUUGGUCUUUUAUGAAUUCAAAUCUACCAUAUUUCUCUGUUCUCUCUUUCUAUCUGGCUAAUCAUUAAGGCCUUGGUAUAUGAGACUUGGAGGCUGACCUCGUCAAAGUGCCAGGAUAUUAGUUUGAAACUUUGCAUUUAGCUUAUGAAAUAAUCCAUUAGUAAAGGUUCAGCAUUUAUGGGAUCAAACUUUUAAGAGAAUUCUCUCAGAAGGUGGUCGAGGGAUUGGAAGUUUUGCGAGUUAGCAAGUUUCACGCAUGUGUUAUAAUUAAUCACAUAAAUAAGAAUAUCGGUAACUUAAUUAGGCAUAUUGUCCAAUUGGACUUAGUUACACUAAGGAAGAGAGAGGAAAUGUGGUGCAAAUUGGGAAAUUAUGGAGAAUGAGGAGUGCUGCUGCUAACGGUAGAUUUAGGAGUUGAGGAGUUCUAAUUGCUAUAUUUGAAUGUCUUGGAGCACCACACAAUUUCACUCAUAAUAAGGUAAUCACUUGAGCUUCUUCCUUGCAGGCUUUGCUUUGCUUGAAAAUAAAUUGCUUGAUUAUCUUUUUGAGGUGAACAUAAAACCCGCCUAAAUUUGAAAAAAAAAAAAAAACUUUUAUGCUUGUAACCUGCAAUUGUGUGAUGUCUUAAACAAAAUAAACACAAUCAUACAAAAAAUGCCUGCACUCUUCUCAAUAAGGCAUGGGAUCCUCCACCGGCAAGGCAACUCGGCAGUAGCAAUCCUAUCCACAGAGGUGGCAGCUUCCUAGCACACAUAGCUUGGCAGUAUGACUGUAACAUCAGUCACAAUCCGUGACUCAGCGACUGCUUUCUUCCUUUGUGGAGUUAUAUUGGGGGUUCAGGAUAUGUUUAAGAAAAACACUUUUUUGAGGCAUCGACCCCCAUAUUCAACAUUUUCUUUGGCGCAGGAUUAUCUUGGCAUGUCCCCCAUUCUUCCUGGCUAACGGAUGGGCUCUUCAGAAAUCUGAUCCCUGCCUGUGACAAGCUUCUUCUUCUUGUUUUCAAGAAGAGUCACUCUGAUCCUCAAUGGACUACCUUCCCACGUUUCCCUCAGUCACAAUUGCCUAUCAUCCCUCAUGAAUUUUGCCCAGCCUUCAAUUUCAGACAUGUUUCUACCUAGAAACAUUGCCAACCUCACAGCAGAGGCAGCAGAAUAGAUGGAGAAGGCACUCUUUUCAUUGACCUACUAUGAGACAUCCACUUUUGGAAUGUUGUUCCUUGACACCACUUAGUUCAUCACACAAGGAUUUGCUUUUAUUUAUAUGGAGGACGAGAGAGAUGCUGAUGAUGCUAUUCGGAGACUUGACCGAACAGAAUUUGGUCGAAAGGGACGCAGGCUUCGUGUUGAAUGGACAAAACAUGAACGUGGCAUUAGAAGGCCUGGAGGUUCCAAAAGAUCUUCAGCUAGUACGAAACCUUCAAAGACUUUGUUUGUUAUUAAUUUUGAUACACACUAUACAAGGACUAGGGACUUGGAGAAGCACUUUGAACCAUAUGGAAAGUUAGUGAGUGUGAGGAUUAGAAGGAACUUUGCAUUUGUGCAGUAUGAAUCACAGGAUGAUGCCACAAAAGCAUUGGAUGCGACAAACAUGAGCAAAUUGCUGGAUCGAGUUAUAUCAGUGGAAUAUGCAGUCCGGGAUGAUGAUGAUGAACGGAGAAAUGGGCAUAGCCCUGAUAGAUUUCAUGAUAGGUCAUUGGAUAGAGGUCGUGAUAGAAGGCGAUCCCCUAGCCCAUAUCGAAGAGAGAGGGGUAGCCCUGAUUAUGGACGUGGCUCUAGUCCCUCUAGGAAAGAGAGAGGCAGCCCUGAUUAUGGGCGUGAUCGCAGUCCAAGUCCCUAUCGAAGAGAGAGGGGUAGUCCUGAGUAUGGUCGUGCACGCAGUCGUAGUCCUCAAAGAGAGAGGGUUGGCCGUGAUCAUCGCCACAGUUCCAGCCAUAGUCCCUACCAAACAGAAAGGGUGAGUGCUGAUGUUGGUCAUGGCGCCGGUCACAGUCCUUAUGCAAGAGAGAGGGCAAGUGCUGACCAUGGUCGAGGCCCUAGUCGCAGCCCUUAUGGAAGAGCGGGGGCAAGCCCUGACAAUGGUCGUGACCCCAGCCGCAGUCCUUAUGGGAGAGAGAGGGCUAGUCCUGAAAAUGGUCAUGGCCCCAGCCGUAGUCCGUAUGGAAGAGAGAAGGCUAACCCUGACAGUAUUCAUGAAGUCAGCCCAAUACCUGAACCUAGAGAGGACAGCCCCAAUUAUGGUGGUGGUCCAGAUACCCCUGUGCAUGAGAGAUAUCAAAGUCGAUCACCACCAACAGAGGAGUGAUCUAGAUCAUAGUAUAGAAGAACUCCAAUUGGUUGCUCUGAUUUGUGGUCGUGGCAUAACUCUUAUAGAGUUUGUUCCAGUUUGCCUCUUUCAGUGACAACAAUCGUGGAGUUAGGGCCUCUUCCAGUAAUAUGCUUAUGAGCUUGUGAUGUAGGACCUAGUCGUGCUUUGAUUUCUGCUCGAAUUUUCAUGGACCGUUUGGACAAGACUACUGUAUACAAACCUCUGAUCCAUGUUGGACUCGGUCUAUUUUCUGUUAUUGUUUAGUACUUCGAAUCAGAAUAAUUGUUUCUGGUAGAAACUGAUGGUUGUGUACCCUUAUUUUGUGAUAAUGAUGACUGUCCACUUUAUACAUUUUGCUGUUAAAUCUUAUAGAAGUCAUGUACUCAUAAAAAAAAAAAAAAAAAUCUUAUAGAAGUCAUGUGGGGUUGGAUGACAUGUUUAAUCGUUCAUGGGACUGUUCUUUUUACUUA